AUGAAGAUCUCCUGCCUUUCCCUCUGCCUCCUUUCUACAAUGUGCUGGUUGUAUUUGGCACCAACAACUGGGAACAAAAUCUUCCAGUUUGGACCUUGCAUGAUUUCAAUGAAUAUUAAUGAAAUUAGAGCCAGCUUCACAGCGAUCAAAGCUACCAUUCAAGCCAAAGACGCCGUUCGAACCAUAAGCAUUUUGUCAUACCCAUACUCUCUACACAAUUUCACUCCUGCAGAUAGAUGUUGCAUCAUCCAUCACCUGUUAAGAUUCUACGUGGACAAGGUCUUCAAACACUGUGAGACUGAGGAUUCUCAUGUCAACCGGAAAAUCAGCAGCAUAGCCAAUUCUUUCCUCAGCAUCAAGAAGAAAUUCAGACAAUGUAAUGAACAAAACGUGUGUGACUGUGGAGAGGAAGCAAUAGAGAAAUAUAAACAAAUUCUCACCAAUUAUGGGCAGCUGAACACUGCUUCUGCAGCAAUGAAAUCCCUUGGGGAGCUGGAUAUCCUACUAGACUGGAUGGAGAAGGCUCAUUAGAGAACAGACUACAGUAACCAACAUGCUAUUUUUAAAGGUC
Mauremys mutica (yellowpond turtle) is the source of this 571-nucleotide messenger RNA. RefSeq names its product interleukin-20-like. The transcript has 5 exons. The record is from RefSeq and is a predicted model, not a curated record. NCBI's taxonomy places the organism in Eukaryota, Metazoa, Chordata, Testudines, Geoemydidae. Bases 1 to 531 code for a protein of 176 amino acids.